AUGUCGGCCGCACCCACUUCCCUACCGCACCGCACUGCGACCACCCACAGCAUUGCUACAACCUCCACGAGCGACGAUGAAGGUGUUAUCGGCGAGGAUACCAGCGAGACAUCGCGCCUGUUGCUCGAGCGUCUGCAGGCAUGGAAGCACAUGUGCGGAUAUCUAGAAGAGUACAUCGAUGCCACGGCCAAGAUGCACAAGUCCCAGGCCAAGGACUAUGAAAAAGUGCUCAAGACUAUCAACAGCCCUCUGCGAGAAGGUCAUCAUUUCGACCAAAGCUUGGAAGGUGUUGCGGGGUUGUUUGAGGUGAUGCGCAACAACACACGGGGAACAUCCAACAUGUACAUCGAACUCGACAAGAACCUCAAAGGCCAAGUGCUGCCCAUCCUGGAACGACUACACAAGGAAAUCAAGAACAAGUCCAAGGAGCUCAGAAGCGGCGCUGUCAAAGGAGGAAAGGCCGUCGACAAGGCCCGCGGCGUUACACAAAAACAUAUCGAAUUGCUUGGCCAGUAUGCUGCUGUCCAAGGUUCUGCAGCCCACAACAAAAUCGAGCCACAUCAUGACCCCUACGUCUUACGCCGUGGCGUUAAUCAUCGAUUGAACAAGCAGGUGAUUGAGGAGAACAACAGCCGCAAUGAUACUAUCGCAGUGCAAAACUCAUUCUCUGCAUUCGAAGCUCAUGUUAUUCAGACCGUGCAAUUGGCCUUGAACACCUUCUUCCAGUUCAUGGGUGGUCAGUUGGAUCAGCAACGCGCCUUGUACGGCGAGAUCAUUUCAAACGCACAAAAUAUCCCAGUUGACUAUGAAUGGAAUCGGUUUGUCAAGCGCAACGAUGGCAUAUUGAUUGACCCCGAGGCACCUCCUCGGUCAUUCAGCCACAUUUCCUUCCCCAACCAGGAGCAUGCGUCUACCAAGCCUUUGAUCGAGGGCACAUUGGAGCGCAAGUCUCGCGCUAUCAUCAAGGGCUUCAGCACCAGCUACUACGUUGUCACACCCGCACGCUACUUGCACGAGUUCAAGGAUAACGACGACUUCACCAAGGACCCCACCCCUGAACUCUCUCUCUACCUCCCCGAGUGCGUCAUCGGCGCUAUCGACGGCGUAAAAUUCUAUGUCAAGGGCAAAGACACCUCCAACGGCAAAGUCGGAAACGCCUUCUCAACCACCAGCGAGUUUCAAUUCAAGGCACAUACCCCCAACGACGCAGAGAAAUGGUGGAGAGUGAUCAAGGAUGCAUCUUCAGCGGUAGCUCCGGUUUCGUCGCCUGUGACUGAGACUGCGCCUCCUAUCAAGACCAAUGUUGGCAACAGUGCCAGCGCUACUGCUACUACGCCCGUUUCUAGCACACCCGCUACCACGACGCCAGCUGCAAGCGGUGAUGUCAGCGCCACUCAGCCGCCGAGUGCUAAAGAGGUUGCUGCUGGGACCGCUGACGUGAAACGCAGCGCCAGCCAUUAUCACACUUCUCCAGGUGGCACUGGAGUAUAA
Molecule: messenger RNA, 1491 nt
Organism: Talaromyces marneffei
Lineage: Eukaryota; Fungi; Ascomycota; Eurotiomycetes; Eurotiales; Trichocomaceae
Exons: 4
Coding region: 1-1491 (496 amino acids)
Source: RefSeq, a predicted model, not a curated record